AUAACGGCGGUUGAUAUGAAGUCCAAAUAACAUACCGUAUCAAUUUUUAUAUAAUAUUACAGAAUCAUUUAUGUAAUACUACUACUACUACUACUACUACUACUACUAAUAAUAAUAAUAAUAAUAAUAAUAAUAAUAAUAAUAAUAAUAAUAAACUCUCAGUCUCCAUUAAUUAUCAAACAAUACAGUUUGAAUUAUGCAGUACUUGUAUUACGAAAUUCCCACCCCUGGUGGUAAAUACUGUAUGGAAACAAACAAAUCUGAGAACUAUUUUGCGUGCCUCUGUUCUGUACGACGCGAUUUGUUGUUAUUCACUGACACGGAGCACAAUCAAAUGCACUCCAGGUUUCCACGGCGACGAAAGACGCCUUCAACUCCGGAGGAGUGCAAUCAUUGUUUAGAUCUUGAACUAAAAACAAUGGAACCUAAAGAUGAAGAUACAAACCCCGUCUUAGCUUGUGCUCUUUCAGGAGACAUUGAAGGUCUCCAAAAGUGGUUUGAGAAUCCAGAGGAUCCACACCACGAGCAAGCCAUCCAGAUGCUCCAAGAGACAGACCAUGUGGGCAGAAGAGUCCUGUUCACAGCCUGCAUGUUGGGCAGGAGUGAUGUUGUCAGAGAGUUGGUCAGAUAUGGGUCUGACGUGAAUGAGACGACUCUGAGAGGGUACUCUCCACUGCACUGUGCUGCUAUCUGGGGUCAGUUAGAGUGCCUGAAAACAUUGGUUGAGCUGGGAUACAAUAUCCAGGCCCUCAAUUUUCUUGGGGAGAGAGCCAGAGAAGUUGCCUGCCGCUACUCCAAGACAGACUGUGUGGAAUUCUUAGACUUGGCAGAAGCUAAGCAGUCCUUGCAGAUGUUAAUUUCCCACAUUAGAGACACCAUUGCUGACCCAGAAAAGGUUCAAGGGAAACUCAACAAAGAAGACAAGCAUACUUGCCUAAACACCUGCCUUAUGAAAUCGGACUGGAUUCAGGAUGCCAAAGACCCAACGAUUGGGGAAUUUGUGGAGCAGAAAAAACAGCUACAGGACACACUGAAUCCCAUUCUCUCUAAACUAACCGUCCCAGGUCGGUUCUAAACAGUAUUGUGAAAUUGUAAAACAAAACAAUAUUACAGUUUCAGAUUCAUGAUUACAUAAAUUAUCAUUUAUUUUAAAUAUAUAUAUAUAUAUAUAUUUUCUAUCUGUAGCUCCUGAACCACCACUAAAAGGUACCAAAAGCUGAGGGACACAGACACAAUGAAAAUGAAGAAUCCAUGAAUUAUGUUUUGCCUUACCCUGUGUAAAAGUAUCUUUGCAAAAAAUAAAUGAUUUUAAUCAAUUUAA
Molecule: messenger RNA, 1321 nt
Organism: Acipenser ruthenus (sterlet)
Lineage: Eukaryota; Metazoa; Chordata; Actinopteri; Acipenseriformes; Acipenseridae
Gene: ankrd45
Product: ankyrin repeat domain 45
Exons: 5
Coding region: 197-1075 (292 amino acids)
Molecular function (GO): protein binding
Source: RefSeq, a predicted model, not a curated record